CGGGCGACGGGCAACAGCCGCGGAGCGGAUCCGAAGCGAAACCGGAGCGAACCGGGAGCGGGGCGGAGCUGGAAGCGGAUGCAGGCGGGCAGCGGGUUCCGGCGGAAAGGGCCGGGCGCGGCGCUGGGGCCGGAGGAGUUUCCGCGCCUUCCCCUCCUCCGAGCCGCGCUGACCCCCCCCCUUGGGGACCCGAGCCUUCCUCCUCCUCCUCCUCCUCCUCCUCCUCGGGCCAUGCUGCUGCCGUCCGACGUGGCCCGGCUGGUGCUGGGGUAUUUACAACAGGAAAAACUUCUAGCUACCUGCCGUGAAUUUAUUUUAGAAAGCUCGGAUUUGAAAGAAUAUGCGGAGCACUGUACAGAGGAUGGGUUUAUUCCAGCCUGCUUGCUGUCCCUGUGUGGAAAAAACUUGACAACUAUUCUGAAUGAAUAUGUAGCCAUGAAAACAAAAGAAACAACAAAUGAAGUUCCAGCAAUGAUGUCAUCUCUGUGGAAAAAACUAGAUUACACACUUUCUCAGAUCAGGAGCAUGCAGAAUUCCACAGGAUUUUCUGCUAAUCAAAGGACACGUACUAGAAGUGGAAUUGUAGAAAUGAAAAGACAGAGAAUGCUUCAGCAAUCGGCUCCUCCAAAUUCAGGAUUAUUAUCUGUAGCCCAUCAGUCAGCGCCACAGAAUUCCUCUUCUGUUGUAUCUCCUCAAGUUAUUCACAGGCCAGCAAUAAAUCAGAAUAUAUCACAGACAAGACUGAAUACGUUGUUUGUACACCAGUCACAAACCCAAGAAAACAAAAUCAACACAGGAGAUUUCAUACACAUUCAAGUUCCAGCAACACAGGAACGAAAGCUCCAUUCAAAUUUGCUUUCUCCAGGAAGACGGAAAAGUGAAUCUCAGAAGAGGAAAAGUAUCACAGCCUCUGGGCCUCUUCCAGCAAGUAGGAGUUCUCAAGACCCUGAUGAAGUAAUAAUAGAAAAAGAAAGUGAGCCACUUGAAGAAUUUAUAGAUGGUAACUUCCCACAACUGGUUAUUGAAAAUGCCAGAGAAAAGAUCCUGAGCAACAAGUCUCUUCAGGAGAAGCUCGCUGAGAACAUCAACAAAAUCCUGAGCAGUGAUGGCAAUGUCACUCAGGCACCCAAACAGACAGACAGUGGCCCAGCAGAACAAGAGACAUCAAUUGAUGAAAUCCUUGGACUUCAGGGUGAAAUUCAUAUGUCAGAAGAGGCUAUACAGGACAUUCUGGAACAGACAGAAUCAGAUCCAGCUUUUCAGGCACUCUUUGACUUGUUUGAUUAUGGGAAGAACAAGGUAAACAAGAAUUUACCUGCUGGUAUUUCUGGUCAGAGUGGGGUAGAAAAUACAAUCCUGGUGGAUGAGGAUAACCUGGAAACACUUCAAAGUUCUUUAGGAACAGAAGAAACUAGUGAUAAUUCUAGAGAAGCACUAGCCUGUAAAGGUUUUCAGCUAGCAGAAGCAUCAUGUGCAUUGAAGAACACCAUUAGUGAUGAUGAUACAGCGAAGAAAAACGCAACCAGCGAACAACUGCAUGGAAAUUGUAGACCAAGGAAGCAGACUGAUGUGCUUAAAACUGUUACCCCUGAACAUAUUGGCGAGCUUGAAAUUGCUUUUGACUCUGUGCCUGUUUUGACUGAACCUAACAAGAGGCAGAUUCCUGACAGUGAGUGUAACGAACACUGUGGAGAUUCUUUUGAUAAAAAAGAGUCAUCUGCACUAGUUUCUGAAAGUGAAAAAUCUAUGGGAAUUGGAAAAGGCACACUAAGUCAUAGUGCACAAAGUAGUCCUAAUUUGGAAUAUGUUCAUUCUGGUAGUCCACAGAUUUCUUUGAUUUCACUGGAAGAAGGUUCUACAGCCAGUGAAAACAGAAUACAAUCUGGAAGUAAAUGUUGCUUAUCACCAGAUACAUCAAUAUCUGAAAAAACACUUAGUAAAAGCUCUUCUGAUGGAAGCCCCGGUCACAGUGUAGUGCUGAGAAAAAAUAAUGCACCAAUUUCUGGCCUGUCAGCAGAUGCAGGAAAAGAACAGCCUGUAACAAACGAUACAGCUCCACUACCUAGUAUUUUACAGAACUCAAGCCACCAUGCUAAUCAGCAGGAGCGGAGUGUGCAGUCGGACUGUGCUGCAAGAUCUGCAGUGAAAAUUCCAGAUCUUGCCAAAACAGAGUUGCAGCUUGAAGUUGUUGAUACUUCUAACAAACCAUAUUCGAGUGAUCAGCAUACGCUCGAUAAUCCUAAGAAGGAUUUUAACCUCCCUUCAGGACCAUCAAACUCAGAGGGAGCACAAGUGGAAAUGCAGGAACCUUCAUCUUCUACAAAAGUAGAUGCUGAUAAUAUAUAUUUCUCCCCUGGUGAUGAGGCGUGUACAGAAAUUUCUGUAGUAUCCACUGAAAAUAAUCUUACUACAUCCGAAAUAUGCCACUCUCCUCUGCCAGAAACGGCUUCCUCAACAGAUGAGUCGGGUACUGAAGCCAAAAGUGUAAGUGGUGUGUCUUCCAGUAGUCAAGCAAUGGAUGUUGAUCCUUCUAAUAUAAUGUCCCUGAAGAUCAUCAUCAGUGAUGACCCGUUUAUUUCUUCAGACACAGAGUUGAAUAAUGCUGUUUCCAGCAUCACAGGAGAAAACUUGCCAACCAUCAUACUGUCUUCCCCAGCCAAAUCCCCAACGAAAACUACAGGCCUGUCCAAAUGUCUGACUUCAGAGGACCCAGAAAAAGGUGUGGAUUCAGCUUUGGCGGAGCAGAAUCUUCUCGUGCUUAGACCUAAAGAUCCUGUGGCCACCUCCGUUAACACUCAGAAUGAAGACUGCAGUGUUUUUUCAGUUGCAGGUACAAAUAAUCUUUCCAAGGAAGGGGGAUUUAUACAGUUGAUGCCAGCAACCAGCACAGCUUUUGGCAAUUCAAACAACCUUUAUAUUGCCACGUGCGUGACUGAUCCAGCUACCUUGGGCACAGCUGUAACACCAUCAAAUGUCGUUGUAUUGCCUGGCAAUUCCAUGCCUCUUGCUGCGCAAGCUCCAGCAGUACAGCAGUUACGGACUCCUCCCAGAUCCAGCAGCACCUUUGCAGCAAACCAGACCGUCUCCCCAAACUUCCCACAAGGUUCUGCCAUUAUAAUUGCGUCACCAGUGCAGCCUGUUUUGCAAGGCAUGGUGGGAAUGAUACCUCUCUCGGUGGUAGGACAAAAUGGAAAUGCUUUCUCAGCCCCUGCCCGCCAGGUUCUGCAUAUGCCUGUCGCUAAUCCGGUGUGCAACAGAAGCAUCCCCAAACUUCCUAUCCCUCCCAAAUCACAGAAGAUUCCCGGAGCAAGAAACAAGACUAAUACAGGAAAACUGGUAGCAAGUGUAUCGGAGACUUUGAACCAUACGAGUUCUCGAACACAGCGGACUGGAAACCCAGACAAGCUUAUCCCUGCAGAACUAGGAAGGAAGGUGGAGGAGAACUUGCUUGCUGUAUCAGUGGAGAGCACAAGCUCCAAUUCAAGACAAGAAAGUCACAGGAGGGUGCUUUGCUUUGAUAACGUCCUACCGGCUCCAGGAGGGAACGCCCAGGUUCAGGCUGCUAAAACUUCGUCCCAAAAAGAAAGAAGUGAAAACACCUCGCUUGCUGUUGACUCUGCACCGUCCUCGGCUAAAGCACAGGCAGCAAAGCGAGAGAAGGAUAAGACGCUGCCUAGAAUUCUGUGUAAGCCAGAAGUUGGUAGCAACAGAAGCGUAUCCGCGAAGGAUCCGCAGCCCGAGCGGAAGGUGGUAGCUGCGGGGCUUCCGUUAGAUCCCUUCCACAAGACCACAGCAAAUAAAGAAAACGAAUUGCGGAGAGAUGCUGAUGAAAAGCAGAAGAACCAGGACCCGGCCAAACUCUCAAAUGGUCAGCAGAGCGUUAGCCUGUGGAAUGAGAAGACGGUCGCUUCGGUGCAGGACCUGAACAAAAAGCAAGGGUCGCUGUCAAACGGGAAUAGCAAAUCUGCAGCGCCCGCUUCUUUGUCCUCAAAGGAGCCAAAGCGAGAACCAGCUAAAGCUGCCAGCCAGGGCCUCUGCCUGUCAAGUCCGUUCACUAAACAGUGCGUGGAAAUGUUGCAGGACAUUCAGUGGCACAGCCCUACGAGCAAGACAGUUGAAAACGGAGAGUUGCCAGUGCCCCGUACGCCGUCUGGAGUUGGGGACAGGCACACGGAUGAUACUACAGACAGCGUGAGGACGCCGACCUGCCGGCGCUUCAACGAGGACAGCGCGACCCCUCGAAUAAUGGUCCCUCCUGCCACGCCAGACCUGCCUGCCUGCAGCCCAGCGAGCGAAACAGGUAGUGAAAACAGCGUCAGCAUGGCUGCUCACACGCUGAUGAUCCUGUCGCGGGCUGCUAUUGCAAGGACUAGUACCGCGACUCCUCUGAAGGACAACACGCAGCAGUUCAGGUCUUUAAGGAGCACGGUCAAGAAGAGGAAACUGGAGGACUUGAGUGAGGGCGAGAGGAAUUCCCGUUCUGCAAACAGAAAAGACCUUCAAAGCUCUCCAACACCAUCAAAAAAGAAGAAAAUAAAGAAAAAGAAGCUACCGAAUUCUUUUCCAGCAGGAAUGGAUGUGGACAAGUUCUUGUUAUCUUUGCAUUAUGAUGAAUGAAAAAAAGGAAAGGCGAACUGUGACCAUAUAAAGCUAGGUAUUGUUAUGCUGAGGAUUUGCAUGAGAACUUAAUUCUAAAGGGUGAGUUGCACUUUCAGUGCACUGAAGUUUCACUUUAUAGCAAAAUCAUGCUCUUUCUGAAGCAGGUUGCUAAGUGUAAAUAUUGCAUUGGUAUAUGUUUAUUUUUGAAAAAGCACUUGCAUAAUUACAGAGCCAUUUAAUUUGCAAAGUUGUAAAUUUGUAUAAAUGUAAUGUAAGAAAAGUUGUACGUUUCCUGUUACACCGUGUUGUCUGUGUUCUGCUGCAUUCUCUGUUCACCCACAUGAAUUGCUCAGUCGAUUUACGAAAAGGUUGUGGAUUUGAAGGCGGUGUUUGUAAUUCGCUGUUCGAAGACCUGACAGUUAACUUGGCCAAUUGCCAUUGUCUUGUUGAAUCCUACAGUAACUUACUUUUCAGUUAAAACUGGCUUGUACUAAAAUUCCGUUCUCUUAGAACUGUCAAACGCAGGUGGUAAGGCUUUGAAUGAGUUAACAAAAACACCAGUAGCUAAAGGUAAGGCCAAAAAAAAAAGCCACCCAAAAGCAUUUCUAAUCUCAUGAAGCUUUUCCCAACCAGUCUUUGAGAUGAGAUUUUUAAUUUGUAUAGUCCGCAUAUGUUUAAAGUACUUGUAGGAUGUAUUUUGAAUGCAAAAGCUGUUUUCAAACAAAGUACUUCCAGUAUGCAUAGUUCAGCUGCAGCAAUAGCUGGACAAGGAUUUCAAAGUGUUCUAUUGCAAACGUAAGUUCUUUCAUCCGUCACUUCUGUUGUUAAGAAAGCAUUUAUUAUUAUUACUUAUGUUUUUAAUCAGACACAGUAAAAUUUGCAUCCUUCUGUUGAACAUAGAACUCCUCAUAGCUAUUAUACAAAUCGUUCAAAUAAAGAGAUGCUCAAGCUACAUUUUCAGUACUAAUUAGCAUGGGAGGAAAUGGCCACACUAAGCCUUGCUCCAGUACUGCAAAAUUUCCUUUACUGGUGUUUCUUCCUUCGUUCUCCAGUUGUUGAGUUCUUAAACAAUGCAAGUUCUCUUGUAACAGUUCUGUACAGCAACAGGGCAAUGUUUCAGAUAGUAUACAAGGAUUCCUAAGGAACCAGUAUUAUGCAGUAGAUGUUUAUAUUAAACCCAUCCAAUAACUGAAUACUGCAUAGCAUUUACAGCUUUAAUAAAUAUUUUUGUUU
Molecule: messenger RNA, 5832 nt
Organism: Cygnus olor (mute swan)
Lineage: Eukaryota; Metazoa; Chordata; Aves; Anseriformes; Anatidae
Product: protein NPAT
Exons: 18
Coding region: 79-4617 (1512 amino acids)
Cellular component (GO): nucleus
Molecular function (GO): transcription coregulator activity; protein binding
Source: RefSeq, a predicted model, not a curated record